This is a messenger RNA of Debaryomyces hansenii CBS767, 927 nucleotides long. RefSeq names its product Erv29p (gene ERV29). Bases 1 to 927 code for a protein of 308 amino acids. NCBI's taxonomy places the organism in Eukaryota, Fungi, Ascomycota, Pichiomycetes, Serinales, Debaryomycetaceae. The transcript has a single exon. Gene Ontology annotation, cellular component: membrane; endoplasmic reticulum-Golgi intermediate compartment; endoplasmic reticulum. The record is from RefSeq and is a predicted model, not a curated record. Gene Ontology annotation, biological process: Golgi organization.
AUGUCUUACAGAGGAACAAAUCAAUUUAACAAUCAAUUUAGAGGGCCAAUUGGCGGGGGACAACCUCAGGCAAAUAUAGGUCCAGUUUCUAGCUCGAAAUCUGCUUUCGAUCAAUUUGAAGAUUUUUCGAAGAAAGUGGAGGACUUAAUUGAUGAAUAUACCGCACCUUUGAAGCCUUAUGUACCUUCCAUUGGUAGAGCAUUUAUCGUGGCCACUUUCUACGAAGAUUCCUUAAGAAUAAUGACACAAUGGUCAGAACAAGUCUACUACUUGUACAAUUACAGACAUCUCUGGCGUUGGUUCACGGUUGUGUUUUUAAUUUCCAAUGUGUUGGUUAUGUUGAGUGCAUCAACAUUGUUGAUCUUGAGAAAAAAACCGGAGGUAGCAACUGUUGCAUUAGUGUGCAUUGUUACCUUGCAAGGGUUGGCUUACGGUUUGAUUUUCGAUGGCCAAUUUAUCUUGAGAAACUUGUCGGUUGUGGGGGGCUUAAUCCUCGCAUUCUCAGAUACUUUGGUUAGAGACAAAAGAUCGUUAUCGAUGCCAGGCUUGCCAAUGAUAAACAACCAGGACAACAAGAAAUAUUUCUUGUUGGCAGGUAGAUUAUUAUUAGUUUUAUUAUUCUUAGGAUUUGUUUUUUCGGCGUCAUGGUCAUUUACCAGAUUGGUGAUCAUUUUAAGUGGAUUCGUUUCAUGCGGUUCAAUUGUCGUGGGAUAUAAAACUAAGUUUGCUGCUUUUAUUUUGACAGUCUUAUUGUUUGGCUACAAUGUUUUUGUUAAUCAAUUCUGGCAAUACGGUUCUCAUGACUCUACCCGUGACUUCUUGAAGUACGAAUUCUUCCAAACUUUGUCGAUUGUUGGUGGUUUAAUGAUUAUUGUUAACGCAGGUGCUGGAGAGUUAUCGUUGGAUGAAAAGAAAAAAAUCUAUUAA